GGGGCGGCUUCCGGAAUCUGGCAAAACCUUUUCCUCUGGCUCCUGUUAGGGCGCGGGUUAGGUGUUCACCGCCUCGUGUCCUCGGCUCCCGGAGGCCCGGGUGAUUCGGCCACAGCCUCGGCCUCCGUCGCUCUGUGAGCUGCGGGCAUUGGAUGAUUCGUAGCUAAGACUCCGCGACACCCUGAAGCCCAGAAAUGGAACUCUUAACAUUCAGGGAUGUGGCCGUAGAAUUCUCCUCAGAAGAGUGGAAAUGUCUGGAUCCUGCCCAGCAGAAUUUAUAUAGAGAUGUGAUGUUGGAGAAUUACAGAAACCUGGUCUCCCUGGGUGUUGUGAUCUCUAACCCAGACCUGGUCACCUAUCUGGAACAAAGAAAAGAGCCCUACAAUUUGAAGAUACAUGAGACAGCAGCCAAACCCCCAGGCUUUGAUGUUGUAUCCAAAAAGUGAUUGCCAAGACUGGUUGCAUGAAGCCUUCAUCAAAUAUGCUACGUGUUCUCCUUUCACCCAAGACCUUUCACCAGUUCAGGGGACAGAAGAUUCUUUCCAUAAACGUAUACUGAGAAGAUGUGAGAAAUGUGGACAUGAGAAUUUACGAUUAAGAAAAGACUAUAAAGGUGUGAAUAAGUGUAACGUGCAGAGAGGAGUUUAUAAUGGACUUUACCAAUGCUUGUCAAUUUCCCAGAGCAAAAUAUUUCAGUGUAAUGCAUGUGUUGAAGUUUUUAGUAAAUUUUCAAAUUCAAACAAACAGACAAAACACACUGGAGAGAAACCCUUUACAUGUACAGAAUGUGGCAGAUCAUUUUACGUGUCACACCUAACUCAACAUACAGGAAUUCAUGCUGGAGAGGAACCCUGCAAAUGUGAAAAAUGUGGCAAAGCCUUUAAUAGUUCCACAUCCCUUACUAAACAUAAGAGAGUUCAUACUGGAGGGAAACCCUACACGUGUGAAGAAUGUGGCAAAGCCUUUAGACGGUCCACAGUGCUGAAUGAACAUAAGAAAAUUCAUACUGGAGAGAAACCCUACAAAUGUGAAGAAUGUGGCAAAGCCUUUACACGGUCCACAACGCUGAAUGAACAUAAGAAAAUUCAUACUGGAGAGAAACCCUACAAAUGUAAAGAAUGUGGCAAAACCUUUAGAUGGUCCACAAGCCUGAAUGAACAUAAGAAUAUUCAUACUGGAGAGAAACCCUACAAAUGUAAAGAAUGUGGCAAGGCCUUUAGACAGUCCAGAAGCCUGAAUGAACAUAAAAAUAUUCAUACUGGAGAAAAACCCUACACAUGUGAAAAAUGUGGCAAAGCUUUUAACCAAUCCUCAAGUCUUAUUAUACACAGAAGCAUUCAUUCUGAACAAAAACUUUACAAAUGUGAAGAAUGUGGCAAAGCCUUUACUUGGUCCUCAUCCCUUAAUAAACAUAAGAGAAUUCAUACUGGCGAGAAACCCUACACAUGUGAAGAAUGUGGCAAAGCCUUUCAUAGGUCCUCACAUCUUGCUAAGCAUAAGAGAAUUCACACUGGAGAGAAACCCUACAGAUGUGAAGAAUGUGGCAAAGCUUUUAACCAAUCCUCCACUCUUAUAUUACACAAGAGAAUUCAUUCUGGGCAAAAACCUUACAAAUGUGAGGAAUGUGGCAAAGCCUUUACACGGUCCACAACUCUGAAUGAACAUAAGAAAAUUCAUACUGGAGAGAAACCCUACAGAUGUAAAGAAUGUGGCAAAGCCUUUAUAUGGUCCACAAGCCUGAAUGAACAUAAGAAAAUUCAUACUGGAGAGAAACCCUACAAAUGUAAAGAAUGUGGCAAAGCUUUUAACCAAUCCUCAGGCCUUAUUAUACACAGGAGCAUUCAUUCUGAACAAAAACUUUACAAGUGUGAAGAAUGUGGCAAAGCCUUUACUCGGUCCACAGCCCUGAAUGAACAUAAGAAAAUUCAUUCUGGAGAGAAACCCUACAAAUGUAAAGAAUGUGGCAAAGCCUAUAACUUAUCCUCAACCCUUAAUAAACAUAAGAGAAUUCAUACUGGAGAGAAACCCUUCACAUGUGAAGAAUGUGGCAAAGCCUUCAAUUGGUCCUCAUCCCUUACUAAACAUAAGAUAAUUCACACUGGAGAGAAAUUCUACAAAUGUGAAGAAUGUGACAGAGCUUUUUCUCGGCCCUCAACCCUUACUGUACAUAAGCGAAUUCAUACUGUCAAGGAACAUAUUUGAUAACAUAGUUGAAUGACAUUGCUAAGUAAUUUUUUCUUCCAGUGUCUUUAAACAAAUAAAUUCAAGAAUAUUGUUCCCAUA
Messenger RNA from Cebus imitator (Panamanian white-faced capuchin), 2283 nucleotides. RefSeq names its product zinc finger protein 595. The record is from RefSeq and is a predicted model, not a curated record. Gene Ontology annotation, biological process: regulation of transcription by RNA polymerase II. Gene Ontology annotation, molecular function: DNA-binding transcription factor activity; RNA polymerase II cis-regulatory region sequence-specific DNA binding. NCBI's taxonomy places the organism in Eukaryota, Metazoa, Chordata, Mammalia, Primates, Cebidae. The coding region runs from base 397 to 2202 and encodes 601 amino acids. The transcript has 5 exons.